This is a messenger RNA of Notodromas monacha, 378 nucleotides long. The record is from the annotation of a GenBank genome assembly. NCBI's taxonomy places the organism in Eukaryota, Metazoa, Arthropoda, Ostracoda, Podocopida, Cyprididae.
CUGCCAGAAAUAGCUGGGGGAGUGAGGUCAAUAGUGUGCCAAGUGCCUGGGAAGUCUGAACCAGGACUAUUUGUGGGCACCACCAAAAACCUCAUUCUAGAAGGUGGACUGCAGUCCAAGUUCCAACCACUGGUUGUAGGUCAUGCCAAACAGCUCUGGGCUCUGGCUGUUCAUCCCAGUUUGCCAGUAUUCGCAUCUGCAGGCUUUGACAGAAACAUUCUCAAAUGGAAGAACCACAAACCAGAGUGGAGAGUGCAAUUCCAGAGCAAAAAAUGUCCACUGCUGAAAAUUGUUCUCAGGUUCAGUCUGAAUGCGCUUCUGCAAGUUUCAAUGAGGAUGGGAAGCUUCUCGCAGUGGGUACCAUUGAUGGUCAUGUGA